GAGAGGGGAGAUCCAGAGCGGUAAUUAUUCCCAUCUACAGACACUUGACAGAGAUUAUACCGCAUAACUCCGGCGCAUUGCGCAUUCUGAGAACUAGAAACUGAAUAGAUAACAUGUGAAUAUUUACAGAGAGUCCUCUACUGAGCAACGACUAAAACUGCACAAUGGAGGGAGACUAUGAAGGCAAAGAUUACCGGUACAAUUAUGGAAACCAUUCCGGGUACAAUGACUAUUAUGGGCAGUCAGAGUACUAUUCGGAAUACUAUCCUCACAAGUACAAGUUGAAAGCCGACUGGGAGAUUCCAAUCCGUGGACCUCUCACAUUUAUCAUCGCAAUCAUGACCAUCAUCACCAACGCGCUGCUUAUCUCGGUUUUUAUCUUCAGGAGCCACCGCUCCCCCACCACCAUUGUUCUCACUUCAUUGGCCAUUUCUGACACCAUCAUCUGCCUAACACGACUGCCGGAGUCAAUUUAUUUUAACAUGGCGGGAAACUACAAAAAUCUGUACAUGACCUACGGUUGGUGUGUUACAAACCAUGUACUCUAUGUCAUAUACAGCAUAUUUCGCAUGACCUCCAACUGGUUCACGGCCUUGUUGGGAUUGCAGCGUCUACUUGCCGUCUGCACUCCAUUUUAUUAUUCGAGGAUAUGCAACGCCAAGACAACAAUAAUAAAAGUAGCAGUCAUUGUGAUAAUCGCGGUGAUUGUGUAUCAAUAUGAAGCAUUCGGCAUCGAAAUAAAGAUACUCCCUAUCUACUCGUUUCAGAAUGAAUCAUUGCCCUCUGGAUGUAACAGAGUAAUUUCCCAAUCGCUGAUGAAUGUAGUAGGAGACAUUAAGAGAUCAAUGAUGGUGUAUUACAUUUUCUCUGGGUUUCUGACUCGCCUUCUUCCUGUUAUCAUACUCUUCAUAACCACUGUAGCACUUGCGCUGCUGCUACACCAGCGAAUCAUCAUUUUCAAAACCUCGGAUUCUUAUAAAAAGGAGCAACUCCGAAGGAUAAACAUGCUGGUCAUCGUCAUUCUCGUUGUUUUCCUUGUCGCAGAAAUCCAGGACGGCAUCGCAUUUCUGAUUUACGCCCACGAGUUGGCGACGGAUCAGAAACGAGGCGUAUUGUCCGAGGAAGCCGACAUUCUGUGGGACACCAUUUCAUCGACUCUCUCGUUACUUAGUUACGCGUGUAAUUUCUGGAUCUUCUUUCUGAUGAGCACACAGUUCCGGGCGUCUCUGUUAGACAUGCUGCAGUGCCGAAGCAAGAGGAUGAGAGGCAUGUUGAACCUGGAGAGUACUGACGGGAAGACGAACAGCUCGUUUACCAACGUUACCAUCAGGGACGACCGAAGCACGACCACCAUAUGAUGGACGACGAUCCAGAAGAAACCGGAAAGGGAAGAGUUUAAAGAUAGGGAUCAAAUUAACACAUCCCACUAAAAACAUGCAAAUUUAUCAUUAUCAGACAUUUGAUAUGAAGGUGCCGGAUGCCUUAUAAUGUUUUUCAAUUUUAAUUCUUAUCAUCAUUGAACGUGUGGUUUUUAGGUGCCGGAUACCUUAUUGUUAAUGUUCGUGUAUGUGUGUAUCAACAUUGCUUUAAUGUUUGCGAAUGAUUGAACGGCUUUGAAAAAGAAGAAGUUGAACCUUUUCCCAAUUGAGGAUAUAACUGGUAAACGCGUUGUUAUGCAAGUAUUCUUCUGACAUUAAACUUUUUCAUUUUCA
This is a messenger RNA of Magallana angulata, 1712 nucleotides long. RefSeq names its product sex peptide receptor-like. Bases 165 to 1358 code for a protein of 397 amino acids. Gene Ontology annotation, biological process: G protein-coupled receptor signaling pathway. The transcript has a single exon. The record is from RefSeq and is a predicted model, not a curated record. Lineage: Eukaryota; Metazoa; Mollusca; Bivalvia; Ostreida; Ostreidae. Gene Ontology annotation, cellular component: membrane. Gene Ontology annotation, molecular function: G protein-coupled peptide receptor activity.